CCAAGAUCAGGCGGAUGCCGAGCUGGAGUCUCUCGUCAGUCGCUUACUGAGUCUCCGUUCAGUUGGUCGAGCUGUCUCCGAAUUUGUAAAAAAAAAAGAUCGUAAUAAACCAAGGCGAAGUGCUAAUAAAUCGAGCAAAAUGCGCUGCCUGGCAUUGAGCGCACUGUUUUUGUGCCUGGCUCUCGGCGGCCACUUUCAUUUGUCAGCUGCCUACAAGAGCGAGGUGCAGAUCACUCCGGAUCCCCUGGACUCGCUAGAGACGACGACCAAGAAGUCCAGUUGGUUUGGCGGCUUCAAGAAGUUCUUUGGCAGCGAUGCUACCACCACCACGACCACCACAAUUGCUCCCCCGAAGGCGGUGACCAGUCCCAAAUCGUUGGUAGUUACCCCAACGGCGGCACAAAAGCCUCCACCACUUGUAAUCUCGCAUGCGCCGCUGGUGCCGUUGGGUCCGCGACCGGACACCCCGGGAUCCUCGCCCUUUGGCGCCUCCCCGCCACCGGCCAGCGGUCCUCAGUGGCCGACGAGCAGCACCGCCCGAGCACCGCAGCAGCAGCAGAUCAUUCCCGGUCGUCCCCAGCAGGGAGGAGGCACUGCAGCACCCAAUCUGCCACCUGGCUUCGCACCCUACCGACCACAGAAGCCCCAGCCGAACAGCUACGACCUGAGCUAUGGCGGUGGCCCGGCUGGAACAGGACGUCCUGGCUUUGGACUAGGCAUUAGCACCACCUCCGCCACCACCACCAGCACCACUACUCAUAAGCCAGUCACCACCAGCACGACCACAGGUAAGACGCCGCAGCAGAAGGAUGACUUCCCCGCGCUGCCAGGACCACGAAGGCCGUCCCAAAAGGAGGACUUCCCAGCUCUGCCCACGGCGAAGACGCCUCCUAGUUCGCCCACGCCCACGUCGGGUUCCCCGUCGGCCUGGCAAUCGCCGCUGCCCACGCCUCAGCAUCCAGUGCAUCCGCCCACCAAGGCCACUCCAGUACAGCCCACUCCCGCCUCCUCGGUCCACCCACCCACGUCUACCCACACACCCACCCAUGGAGGGUCGUUGGGACCUCAUAAGGUCAUCGGCGGGUCGACAACCACUGUGCGUCCCGGCUUCCAGUCGUCGGGCAACUCGGUGGCCACCGACGACGAGAUCCGCCAGCUGACCGAGCAGCUGUACACCAAGGAGACCACGAACAACCAGUUCGGAAACGUCCAGGUGAACCUGCAGGGACGCACGCGAUCCAUCGACAGCGCCGAUGAGGCACCCAAUCCACUCCUUAGUGUGGACGCGAAGGCCCUGGAGUCGCCGACGAUUGCCAAAAUGCGGCUGUUGUUCAACAACUACGAGCACGACACCCUGGUCAACGAGCACGUGACGCCCAACGAGCGGAAGGAGGAGAACGACUUCCUGGACGCGGUGAUGGCCACGCCGGUGAUGCGCCAGGCCAUGCAGUUCCUGCAGCAGAAGGGAGUUGUGGGUCCAGAUCCGAAGACGCACCGCGACCUGGUCAAGGAGCUCUGGUUCACGCAGUACUCCCGCGGACAGGGCAAGAUCGGCAGCUCCGGAUUCGAGCACGUCUUCGUCCACGAGGUGAAGGACGGCACCAUCAUCGGGUUCCACAACUGGGUCUACAUUGGCGAUGAGGAGAAGGACGGCCGGUUCGACUACAAGGGCUACAUGAAGGAGCAGGACAUUGGCACGAAGGGCAAAAUCCUGAAGAUCCGGUUCUCGCACCAGGGACUCAACAAGCCAGUGAACACUGUGUUUGUGGGCACCUCUCCGGAACUGGAGCUCGCCCUCUACACGGUCUGCUUCCAACUGAGGCCCGAUCGCACUUGCCCGGUCUCCUUGGGCAACAGCAAGUUCGGCAUCAUCACCUAUUCGUGGCGCUACCGGGGAAAGAACCUAAUUGGCAGCGCCUAUCCGGAGAUUUGAGGCAGCGAUCAGUGAUCAGUGAUCAGCGAUCGCUCCUCCCGCAGUAGUCGUAGCACUUUUUUUUCUGUCGCCUUAAUAAAUAAAGUAAAUGUGUGAAAUACAAAA
Drosophila takahashii is the source of this 2038-nucleotide messenger RNA. Its product is annotated as endoribonuclease Arlr. The record is from RefSeq and is a predicted model, not a curated record. Gene Ontology annotation, molecular function: RNA endonuclease activity. NCBI's taxonomy places the organism in Eukaryota, Metazoa, Arthropoda, Insecta, Diptera, Drosophilidae.